Messenger RNA from Nezara viridula (southern green stink bug), 7044 nucleotides. NCBI's taxonomy places the organism in Eukaryota, Metazoa, Arthropoda, Insecta, Hemiptera, Pentatomidae. The record is from the annotation of a GenBank genome assembly.
GUUUGUUUUCUACCUAAAUAUAUUAUUAAAACAAUAGGGUAUGUGAUAAAAAUAUCUUGUUGUGGAGUAUAUAUGAGAUAUGUAUUAUUAUAACAAAAAAUCGAUAUAUCGUAAUUUAGUUAUUGAAAUGAAAAGAAACAACAGAGCCAUUGCUACCUCCAAGUCAACAAAGAAGGUGAAUACGUCUAAUUUUUCUUAAAGGAGAAGAAAUAGGAUCAUCCGCUUGGCAGUUGAGUAUAGUACUUUUAAUGACUUGUAUUUACCCUAUUUGUUAUUAAAGUAUGAUAAAAUGUCCUGGUAUCAUCAAUGGUCUGACGGAUUAAAGAAGAGAGCCUGUAGAUAUUUACUACAAAGGUAUUUAGGACAGUUUUUAGAAGAAAAACUUAGCCUAGAUCAACUUGAAGUAAAUGUAUUCAAUGGAACUGGGUCUGUAUCUAAUGUUAGUUUGGAUGUCCAAGCUCUCAAUGACCUAGGAGAAAAAAAAAAUUUACCAAUUGAAUUUGUGGAUGGAUUUUUGGCUGAAAUAUCUGUAUCGAUUCCUUGGGCAACCCUUCUUACUGAUUCUAUUUUCAUUGAAGUGUCUGGAUUACAAAUAACUAUACAGCCUAGGCAAAGAGUUGACAAUGGAGAAUCUAUGUUGGAAUCAGUAUGGAGUUCCAUGGCUAGUAGCAUGCAGCUGGCUGCUGAAUGUUUUCAACAAGAUUCUACACUACAAGAUGAAACAGUUUUAGAAAAUGAAAAUACUAUGGAAGGUGUUGAAAUAUUUGCUCAAACUAUUGAAUCUGUACUAACCCGUGUUAAAAUUAAGUUUAUUGACACCACAUUACGUUUAGAACAUUUGCCAAAAGGAGGGAAAAAUGGAAUAGCUGUAGAAAUUAGAAUAAAAAUAAUAGAAUAUUGUGAUGAAACUAGUGAUGAGGGCAAUGAUAGCGAAGACAAAAAAAUGCCCAUGUUUAGUAUUAAAAAAUUUCAUUGUGAUGGAAUUUGUUUUUACACAGAUGAAUUCCCAGUUGAAAGUAGAACUUUUUCCCGCUCAGUUCUACUUGAAGAAAGUGAUAUGAGUAGGAGUUGUAACAAAGAAAAGAUAGAACCUGUUCCAAUAUUAAUAUGUAAACUAUCAGGUGUUCAAGAAAUUAGACUUAAAUCUAAAAAGUUGGAAAAUAUUACUCCAGGACCAAAAUUUGAUUUAGAUUUUUCUUUUGGUUCGUUGUCAUUAUUUCUUUCUCCAAGGCAACUUCAUUUAUUAAUUGAAAUUGUUCACAGUUUAAGUAUUCCUCACAUUCAGGAUACUAGCAAUGUAAAAUAUAAGAAAAGUGGUGAUAAAAUGUUAACGUCUGAAGACUACAAGAAAAUAGAGCAAGAUUUAAAUGAUAAAUUAAACCUACAAGGUGCUUGUAAUAUAAACAAAACUGUAUUAGGUAAGGGUUGGGUUUCUAAUUCUAUGGAAGAAAGUUAUGAAGAAUUUUUUCCUUUUGGUGCAAGAUGUUCUCAGUCAGCUAGUCUGUAUUCAAACAAUACUGACAUGUCUUGGGAAACAAGUGCUUCUACUGUAUAUAAUAGCAAAGCUGAUCUUCAUUCUUAUGCAUCAUCUAAUUUAGGUAUGUAUCAUGAUAAGUUAGAAAAGGGAAAGUCAUCUGAUUAUGAAUUAUGUGGAGAAAUAACAGCCUUCCACUUAAGAUUGUCAAGUAUAGCUGUGGUAAUUUUGCAUGAAGACAUUUUAACAUUUGGUGUCGAUACUUAUACACUCACGCCAUCUUCCGUCUCAACACUGAAUAAUUUAUCAAUUCAGUUUUUUGAUCAAAUUGGAAAAGGUGGCAUUUUUGGUGGCAGUAACAAAGAUUUUGAAUUUUCGAAAGCUUCCUUUCUAAAUGCCUGUAAUCUUGAUCAUAUAAGGAUAAUGGGUGCAGCCAUCAUUGUGGAAGGAAAGGAAGGGGGAAGUUUAUACAACAGAUUCUGUAACACCAGGAUUUCUGUAGCUAAUUUUGAACUUUUAGAAUGCCUUAUUGAACCAAAUUCUGGAAAACCAGAAUAUGUUGAAUUAUUAAAAUUUAUGAAAAAUUCUCAGGAAUGCCCUAUUGAAGCUCAUUAUCCUAUUUCAAAUCAACCUGACCUAAAAGUGUAUAUUGUUCAAAACAAGAAAACAAGACCAUCACACAUUUCUACUAAAACUGAAGUAACAUUUUCUUUACAGCAAUGUUUGUGUGAAAUUGAUCUUUCAUUGUAUGAUAGAUUAUCUUCCUUGUUGAAUGGUCAGCCUCUGUGUCACACAGAUUUUAUAUCAAAAGGCUUUCCAAAGAAUACUCCUUUUUAUGAAGCCUUUGAAAAUACUACUAUUAUAGAUCAUCACAUCAGUUUGAAAAUUCAAUGCCCCUUUUUUGUAUUAAAAUUCAGAUUUCCUAUACCUGAUCUCCGCCCUGAUAUUGAUAAAGGCAGACAUCCUUGGUGGAAAAGGUCAAUAAGAAAAGAUGUGUUGUAUAUUAAUUUAGUUGACCCAAUUUUUCAAACAGAAAUAAAUUAUCUUGGGGCAUUUGUCGACUAUAAUUUACAAUGCAGUCGUAUAACUCUAUUAUUCCAAGAAGGCGAUUCAAAUGUCCCUGUUCCAUUUUUGUACUCAGCACCAAAAGAUGCUAAUGAAUCUGUACAGCAUCACUUUUAUGAAUUUCCGAGACUUUCCAUUAAACUUAGUUCCCCCAAAGCUAUUGAUGAGAUGGAAGAUAAUGGAGAGAAAGAUGAUGCUAAUGGGCUAACUUGUUCAUUUAUGGAAACACCAAUUAAAGAACCAUCACCAUUUACUUCAAAACGAUUUGUUAAAAGUAAUCCAUCUGAUAAUGCUUCUGAAGGAGAAGAAAUCAUUACUCCGUCUAAUAAAGAAGAUUUGAAUAAAUUUAUUAAUGAUUCACUCGAAAAUUCAAGUAUUCAAAUUGAUGUUAUACUGCCUUAUAUCCAUGUAGAUUUUUCAUCUAAACAUCUUUAUGAAGUGUUGUACAAUAGGUUUAGUUCUGAUAUUUCAUUAUGGCAAUCUUCAGCUUUGAAAGUUACUCCUAUUAAUUUAAGUUCAGAUUCUGAUAAUAUUUUUCCAUCUGGUUUCAUUGGCAAAUCUUUCUCUCUAUGCAAAUCUGGACUUCAAUUAGGAGAUUUUGAUGAUGAAUUUGUUCAUUCUGGGUAUCAUCCAACUUCAUUAGAUCAAAAGCCUAUUUAUAAAUUUAAUCAACAAAGCCAUCUAGCUUUUAAAAUUCAAAUAAACAGUGGUUACCUUAAUAUUUGUCCUAAUUUAAAAGAUUCAUCUGGUAAUAUAGUUCCCGACAAACAUGGACAGCUUCAGUUUACCUUGGAUAAAGCUAACAUAUUCAGUGUCAAUAAUUAUAAAGGAACUUUACAGAAAAAUUAUGUUUGUUUCCAAGUUGAAAAUAUGCGUAUGAUGCAUCAGCCAGUUGUCGAAAAUACUCAUAAAAAUUCUGACUCUUAUUUAAAAGACAUUAUUUAUAAAAGUAAGGAAGGGAUGUUACAUAAUAAAGUAGAUGUUUCACAAACUAAUACCAAGCCUGAUAUGUUCACUGCAGCUAUUAGUUCUAGUAUAGAUUCAAGAAGAGUGAAGACAAUUUGUGUUGCUUGUGGUAUUAAUGGUGCCACUUUAAGACAUUAUGUUUCUCAAUCUGAGCACUCUUGGUUAACACAACUAUUGGAUUUUUUUGAUGUUGUUGACUAUCCAGUGAAAGGGUAUGAUUCUCCUCAAGCUCUUACAGAGCUCCAUUUUAAUCUAGAAGACUCUGCAGUGGACUAUAGACCUAAAUACCUCAAAACCCAAUGUGUGAUCUAUUUUGGAAAUUUCAGUAUCAUUAGUUCUAUGUCAGCAAAAAUAAAAUCUUCAAGAUUGCGUUUUAUAGCAGAAGAAACUAAUUUAUUUAUUUCUGAAAAAUGUUCUAAACACAUUGAUAUAAACUUGCGAAAUGACUACAUUUCAGUUAUAGAUCUUGGUUUGUUUGACCUUUCGUUACAACUUAAUGAUCAGCCUGACCUUCCAAAAGUUGAUUUAAGAGCUUCUAGCGACAUAUUAAAUAUUCGAACGUGUGUUGAUUCCGCGUGUUCAUUAGCUCAAUUAAUAAAAUAUUAUGCUUCAAAUGGGGAUAUGAAUGUAAUUCAACAAGAAGAAGAGAAUCAAUCAACAGAUCCAUAUUUGGAAAAAACCUCUGAGAGUGAUGAUACUGAUCCAUCUUCUCCAAGUCGAGGGGAAGUUCAAGGUAUGAUGGAAGAUGCAAUGAAAGAAAUAACUAGUGACAUUGAAUCUGUUAAAGUAUCUGAUCAAGAAGUAAACGAUGAAGUUGAAGUUUUUUAUUUCCCUGACGAAGGCAAAAAAUUCGAGGGCAAAGAGUGUGUAUUUGAUUGGGCUGCUGGGGAUAUUGAUUCUGAAAGUGAAUUUUGUUUUGUCGAUCAUGAGAGUGCUGCAGAUUAUCCUAACCCCAAUUCACCUCCAAUAGUCCGAAUACUGACUAAUGAUCCUAUUGUUAUAAUAGACAAUUAUUUUACUGUUUCUCCCGGAAAAAUCGACCAUCUUCUUGCACCUAAGCAUUAUCCCUCUCCUGUUUACAUAUAUACUCUAUCAGAUAUAAAUGUUGUAUGGCAUAUGUUUGGUGGAAAUGACUUCAGUUGUACUACUGUUGCCAAAAAAAAUAUAUCAUUUGAUUUAACAGAUAAUAAUAAGUCAAGCAUUGAGAUCAAUACAGAAACUGAUCCGUUUGGUGUUGGGUAUAAAAAAACAUGCUCUGCUAAGUACUGCAAAAAUGGCAAGAACGCCAGAAAUAAAAGAAACAAAAAAUGGUAUGUUGUUGGUGGGCAAAAUAGAAAGCAUGAUGUAUUGAUGCAGCUAAACUUUAGUAAGCUUCGUUUUCAACAUGAAAUUUAUCCUGAAAAAACAACUCAAGCGUCAAGACAGGUUUUAUUGAUUCAUAAUUUUGAAAUAUGCGAUAAACUUAAAUCAUCUGAAAUAAAUAAAUUUUUAUAUCAAUACUCAAGUGAAACAAAGCCACUUCAGUCCAAUGCUAAUAUGAUAAUGGUGAAAGCUGUACAUUUACGUCCAGAUACAAGAAGAGAUGUGCAGGAAACUUGUUUGAAAAUAUCAAUGCUUCCUCUGAGAUUAAAUAUAGACCAAGAUUCAAUUGAGUUUUUAAUUGAUUUCUUGUAUAAACUAUCUGUUAUGAAUACCAAACAAAAUCCGAAGAAAGGUUUAUCUCAUCACCCAAGUGGAAAAAAAUAUAAUCCUAAAUGUCAACUUCAUGAUAAUUAUAAAGAUCAACAAUCAAACAGAACCCAAACUGAUGAAGAAAUGACUUCUGAGAAUAUAUCUAAAUCUCAUUCUUCUCCUUUAUACAUAAAAAAAUUUGUUUUUUCCCCAGAAGUACCUAUAAGAAUAGAUUAUGUGGGGAAAAGAGUAGAUAUGAGCCAUGGGCCGAUGGCAGGCAUUAUAAUGGGACUUGGGCAGCUCAACUGCCUUCAAAUCAAAUUAAAAAGACUUUCUUACAAACAUGGAUUAUUAGGAUUAGACAGGCUUAUAAAAUAUGCUUGUGAUGAAUGGAUCCAUGAUAUUACUAAAACUCAAAUCCCUAGCUUAAUUGGUGGUGUUGGUCCUAUGCAUGCUCUUUUUCAAUUGUUUGCUGGAAUCAAAGACCUUUUCUGGCUUCCAAUAGAGCAAUAUCAAAAGGAUGGAAGAAUAUUUCGAGGCAUUCAAAGAGGAGCAAAUUCUUUCACUACUUCUACAGUAAUAGCUGCUUUGGAACUGACUGCUAGGAUUGUUCAAGCCAUUCAAAGUAUUGCAGAAGCAGCAUUCGACAUGGUAUCGCCUGGCCCUAGUGUAAGAAGAAUACAUGGUACAAAAUCUAAAAAACCUCACAGAUAUUCCCAUCCUGCAGAUAUUAGAGAAGGUGUUACAAAUGCUUAUGCCUUGGUUAAGGAAGGAUUAGAAGAGACAGCUGAGACAUUAGUUCGAGUAGCCAGUGCAGAAGCAGAACAGAAAGGUGCCGUUGGAGCUGUUGGCGGUGUCCUCAGGCAACUUCCACCGUCUAUGGUAGCUCCUAUUAUUAUAGCUAGUGCAGCUACUUCCAAUCUUAUUGGUGGAGUGAGAAAUCAACUUGCUCCUGAUUCCAGAAGAGAAGCUUCUUUUAAAUGGAAAAAUAAUGAAACUUGAGUUUAUAAACAUCACAAUUAAAAACUGUACGUACAUUUUAAAAAACAGUUAUUGUAUAUUAACUUUAAUUUAAACUUAAGCAUUUUACGCUUGUGAGCAAAAUCUUGUUGCUAUAAUUUACAUUUUUGUGUAUACAUUUUAUUCUUUCAGGGAUGUCAAAUUUUGUAUUUUGUUAAUAAAAUAAAAUAUAGACUGUCUCUCUUAUACCUAUGCAUCACAUUUUAUUUUUAUAUUUUAUUUAUGUGUUAUUAACUUUUUAACAUGCCUUUAAGACAGUCCAAAUCGCCAAUUAAAUCUAAAAACGUUUUUAUGUAUAUUAUAUUGUGUUGUAUAAAUAUGAAUAUUAUAUUAUACAUAAUUUUUUAAUAAUUGAAGUUAGGUAUAUUUGUGUGAUUAUUUCUGGAUUGAAAUGUUUUUUUUUUUUAAUUUGUGGAUGGGUUCAGCUAGUUUUUGAAUAUACUGAGUUAUUUCUAUAAAAUUAUGUAUAUUUUUUCAUUAAGCCUUUAGGCCCCCCACUUUUUUUUUUCUUUUUUUUUAAGAACAUAACUGUAUAAUGUUAGUGAUAAUAUGAUAACUAGUCACAGCUAUUGAUUAAGUUAGACCAUCUGGUAUCCAUGUUAGUUUUGUUUUGAAGUUCAUGAUGAAUGUUGGUCCAAAUCAUUUAUACGCUUCUUUCAAAUUAAGUUUUUAUACUUAAUUCUGGAAGUUAGUUGAAAGGAAAUAGAUUAAUUAUUUUUUUAUAUAGAUUUGCUGUAUUUUUUAAUAAAUAAAUGUUUGAUUAUGAAGUUUUGUGUACUUAUAUGAAAGAAUAUAUAUAUACAUAUAUAAUCCCUUAUCAAAUCUAAAUGAUACACCGAUUUCUAGUU